UCAUGAUAACUUAUUAAGCUCUACAAGUACUCCAGAAAACACAUAGUAAUUUAAAGUCUCCAUCCACAGCAGUCCUUCUCAAACAACCUUAAGCAAAUCAAUCUGAGUCUUUAGCAGACAAAAGAAAAUUUUAGACAAAAUGGUUAAGGAAAAUGAAGUGCCUGCAAGCUUGGAAUGGAGGGUGAACAUGCCUAGUGGCUCAUCGCGAAUUUUAGCGCCAGAGUCCAGGCAAACAUGCAGAUUUUUCAGUAGAUUCCAGAGCUUAGUUAUGGGGAUUGUUUUAAACAUUAAGGACUUUUUUGAGAAGGCGUGGACUUUAGCUGUAAAUGAGCCAAAAAAGGUUAUUCAUUGCCUCAAAGUAGGACUGGCUCUUUCCAUUGUGUCAGUGUUUUACUACAUGAGGCCUCUGUAUGAUGGUGUUGGAGGAAAUGCUAUGUGGGCAGUUAUGACAGUUAUAGUUGUUUUUGAGUACACUGUAGGUUCCACACUUUAUAAGUGUGUAAAUAGAGCUAUUGGAACAUGUCUAGCUGGAUCUCUAGGAAUUGGUGUUCAUUGGGUUGCAAGUCAAGCUGGGGAUAAAUUUGAACCUGUUAUUCUCCAAGCUUCAGUUUUUCUCUUAGCUGCUGCAGCAACCUUUUCUCGGUUUAUACCUACAAUAAAAGCGCGAUUUGACUAUGGUGCCAUGAUCUUCAUCCUUACCUUCAGCUUAGUGUCAGUGUCAGGCUAUCGCGUUGAUAAGUUGGUUGAAUUGGCUCAUGAAAGGUUCUCCACAAUUGCUAUUGGGGCCUCCAUCUGUAUUUUAAUUACCACGAUUCUUUGUCCUGUAUGGGCCGGUACUGAGCUGCAUCAUCUCAUUAGUAGUAACCUGGAAAAACUUGCUCAUUCCUUGGAAGGAUAUGCUGCUGAGAACUUCAGAUUAGAUAGCAGCAAUCAUUCAAAUGAGAAAGAUUCCAGUAAGAGACUGCAAGGCUACAAAUGUGUACUUAAUUCUAAGGCUGCUGAAGAAUCCAUGGCCAAUUUUGCUAGAUGGGAGCCAGCACAUGGAAAAUUCAAUUUCCGACAUCCAUGGAAACAGUACCUCAAGGUUGGAGCUUCAAUGAGAAGCUGUGCCUAUUGCAUCGAGACCCUCCAUGGUGGCAUCAACUCCAAUACUGAGACUCCUGAGUUCCUUAAGAAGCCUCUCAACGAUAUCUGCAUGAGAUUAGGUACUAGCUCCUCCAAGGUGCUAAAAGAGCUGUCGAGUAUGAUAAAAAUGAUGAAAAAUUCAACAAAGCUAGAUAUACUUGUUGAUGAAAUGAAUUCUUCGGUCGAAGGACUUCAAAAUGCCCUCAAGACCUUCCCAAGUUACCAGCAUAUACCAACCCCAGAUCCCGCAACUGACGAGCCACCUAAUGGUACACAAGAGCCUUGCUUGAAACCUACUGCUUUAUCGCUCCUGGAAAUUGUUCACAUGGCCACUUUAACAUCACUGCUCGUAGAAAUAGCAUCAAGAAUAGAAGGGAUUGUAGAGGAGGUCAAAGAACUGGCAACUCAAGCAGAAUUCAGAGAUGAAAGCAGCAAGAAGUCCAAACAAACUCAGACAAAACUAAAUGGAAAUGAUGGUAAUGGACAUGAAGUAACAAUGACAACUGUUCAAAAAGUCUGAGUUAAUUACCAUUAGAGGAUGAACUGAACUUGGUGGGGAUUUGACAGGCUCCCCGCUUUUAUGAGGCAUCUGUCACUAUAAACUGCAUAUUGUACAGAAAACAGAUGACUGUCAUUACUACAGUAGGGACAUUUGAGGGAAUAUAGGAUGAACUUUCUUUCUCCUUCUCUUUUGCUGCAUCUCUCUCUCUAUCUCUAAUCUCUGUCUCCAUUUUUCUACUCUUGAAAUAAGCGCAGAGGAUACAGAACCAUGUUUUUACAUACUCUGAACUUUUUUGUUGACACAAAUGCAUUUGCGCAAGCUUAACUAGUUAGUAGAAAUACAAAUGAUACAAUGAGAAUAACUAAGCUAUUUGAGUUUGUUAGUCAAUAAGAAUCUGUCAUGACAUUAGUUUGAGUUUAAAUAACGUAAUUCUCUUUAUGAGAACAUAAAUAAAGGUUGCACAGGGUUCACCCUCUUAUUCUUCUUACAAUUGAGCAGAAUAUAAUCGAGAGAUAUGUAGAUCUAAGGCAAUUACGCUGCAUGACAGCAGCAUGCACAAACUGCCAAGUGCAUUCCAAGAUCACAAAUCCUGAAUAUUAUAGUAAAUCUUUCUCUUGCUUUUGCAAGUGGAAUUCACUCAGUGGUGGCCCAAAAGCCAAUGGCCUAAUUAGAUGUCAGACUUCAGAAAUUAAGUGCCAAAGCUACAGCAGCGGGUUAUCUUUUUUAACUUAGCAGUUUAUAUCUAAGCUACUUUUAAAGUUAGAAUUUUUAUUUUACGUAUGCUUUAUGCAUCUCUGACUCGUUGCCAAAAGGCAAACUGCUAAGGAGGCACAAAUACUUCCUGGUUCUACUUUUACCCUGUCAACUCUAGGUUGAAACAGAGAGAAAAAUGUGAACCCCUUAUAGUGCAAUUCAACCAAAAAACUAUAGUGACCUCACUCGUCAAAAAAAUCAUAAGUAGGGAAUCGUGCGUAGCUAGAUAUGUUUAUAUAAGAAUUCUUUGGUAAGGAAAAUCUGUUGGUAAGCAGAAAUGGACAUUCUUGCUGAUAGAUCAGAGGUGAAAUAUUUGUUGGUUGAUAUCAGAAGGUUAUCCUUUCUGCUAAGGGAAGGACAUGGAGUCCAUGGCAUACUUCUCAUCUCUGGGUUUCAUCCCAGAAAUUGCUAUGAACCCAGCAGAGUUCUUGCCUGUCAAAUUCAAAUAAGGAAAUGCUUUCCCCAACCAUUAGGGAAAAUGGGGUCGAUAAAGGAGGGAGGUGCGGCAGGGGAAGGAGAACAUUAUUCAGCUGAUAAUCUACAGCAAGUCCAUCUUUUCAGUGUGUUUCACAAAGUCAAGAAGGCGCUGAUAUUUUCUUCCAACUUUACCCUUAUAAAUUAAUGAAGUUUUACAUAACCAAGAACCAUUAAAGAGCUACUUCUUUUUCAAGGCAUUUGAUUAAUGGUAAGUUAGUAAAAACACUUCUUACUUUCUAGGAGUGAGUAGUUUUCUUAAGGGGUGUGCCCAAGCUAAAAACACCACUUAUUAUAAAACGAAGGGAGUACCAAAAUUUGGCAACAUGAUAAAAUGACUUGUUCAGAAAAUGUGAAGACAUAUCUUUGUACACAGGAUAACAAACCAAUACCAAUAACUUAUAUUAUUAAUGUACAUCGGAUAUGGUGCCACACAUGGAUAGCCAAAUGGCAGUUCCUGGACCAGAAUGGUUAUGACAAGAAGUCAACUAGACUAAUUAUCACAAA
Molecule: messenger RNA, 3361 nt
Organism: Lycium ferocissimum
Lineage: Eukaryota; Viridiplantae; Streptophyta; Magnoliopsida; Solanales; Solanaceae
Product: aluminum-activated malate transporter 10
Exons: 6
Coding region: 140-1645 (501 amino acids)
Biological process (GO): malate transport
Cellular component (GO): plant-type vacuole membrane
Source: RefSeq, a predicted model, not a curated record